AUGCAACCUGAAGACCAUGACAGAUAUGCAGCCGUGUACUGUCGGUUAGUAUCGAGUCAGUUGGGUGUGACAGACUGGCGGCACCCGAUACCAAGAGACUUGAUAGAUUAUGAGGCAGUGCGUUUCGUGUUCCAGCAGCCAUGGCUAAUUGAAAAAACACACAAAGCACUUCAGACGGCUAGUGUUGAUCCAUCUGUGGAACAAUUGGUGGAGGGUGAGCUAGAAGACGCCUUAAAAUUGGCUGAAAAGCAAAGACGGCUUGCGAAAAGAAAACAACUCUCGAUUCCAGGGAAGCUUAGGGCUAGACAUAUGUUAGCAAAGGGUGAAGAUAAAAGUCAGACAGGUUCAGAAAUGAGCGCGGAGAUGUUACUCCUUCAGGGAUGGAUGGAGUUAUAUAAGGCACGUGUUCAGUGGGCAAGGAAGGAGAACUACGCUUGGUGGUUGUCACAAGGAAGAACUCUGCCAGUCGAAGCGUAUGAAGCGGUUCAACGCCUUCGGCCGUUGGUUGGUAAAGACAAGAAGGUAAAAGCUGGCUUUGGUGAUCAACUCGUGGAAAUUGGGGAGGAUUUGGUACAGGCCUUUACUCGCCUGCCUCAUCAAGAGAUUAUGGAGGGGAUUUCAUCGAAAACGGAAACCUGGCGCCAAACGAAGCACUCCAACGAUAGAAAUAUCUCCCCCAGAAUACCAUCGGACUGA
Dicrocoelium dendriticum is the source of this 696-nucleotide messenger RNA. NCBI's taxonomy places the organism in Eukaryota, Metazoa, Platyhelminthes, Trematoda, Plagiorchiida, Dicrocoeliidae. The record is from the annotation of a GenBank genome assembly.